This is a messenger RNA of Procambarus clarkii (red swamp crayfish), 5807 nucleotides long. RefSeq names its product DNA ligase 1. The record is from RefSeq and is a predicted model, not a curated record. Lineage: Eukaryota; Metazoa; Arthropoda; Malacostraca; Decapoda; Cambaridae.
AAAUUGGGCAACUCAUAUCACAAAUUCGCUACUUUUAGACCGUCAGCUCGCUACUUUCAGCAAUUUAGAACUGGCAACCGUGGUCGCUUGUACACUGUUGACGAUGGUCGUGAGUGGUUCUUUGCUAGAGGACUGGAAUGCCACAGAUGAUGGCAUGAUGUCAUUAUAUGGCCAGGCUGAAGAGGUUACAUUUGGAAAUAGUGAAGAACUUGGAAAUGAAAGCAGUAGUGAAGGAGAGGAGGAGGAUGAUGGAGAUGAGGAUGAUGGAGAUGAGGAGAAUGAUGGAGAUGAGGAUGAUGUGGAUGACAAUGAUGGUGAUGAUGAUGAAGAUGACGAUUCUACUGGAAGUGACUCUGGUGACGAAAAAAAUGAAUCUGAGGAAGAAAGUGAAGAUGAGAAUUUAGAUGAAGGAAUUCAUGGGGAAAAAUUGGGUGGAGGCCAUACAUUGGAAAAGGGAAAACCAAAUAUCAAAGUUACCAAGACUGUUACCAAAGAUCCAACAUCCAAAGAAGACACAUUGAAAAAGAAACACAUUGUGUUUGAUGAAGAUGAAGACUUUGAAAACCUGCCUAUUCCUGAUUCUCUUGUUGCAAGUAGCAAAUCCCAUAGUUAUGAACCGGAGGACUCAGAUUCUGAUGCAGCACCAGACGAAGCAUCCAUUGCCAUGGGAAAGAUGCAGGCCGACAGUGAAGAAAAUAAAAAACGGAAAGAAAUAAUGAGACUGAAGCAACAAACCAAAGAAGCUAGAAAAAGAAAACAGGAGAGAAAUGAACUCCAGCAGGCAGCGAAGCGGAAACGUCUAGCAAAGCAAAGUACAAAGCGAUUAUCAGAUAAUCUUCUUAAAGCCGUAAUUGCAGAGCAAAAAUUGAAUCCAAAACAGAAAGCAGCAACACAAAAAAAUGAAAGAAAGAUUAAAACAUUUGAAGACAAUGAAAAUAUAAGUAAUGAUGGCCCAGUGGAUGAAACCAUUGAUAAGGAGAUGAUUACCUUACAACGAGGCAUUAAAGUAAGAACUCUGAAGCAGGAAACAAAGAAAAACCUUUCUAUAGCUGAGAAGGCAGCAGAAUUCAAACGGAGAGUGCUUUAUGACGGCAAAAUCAAAAGAAUAGAAAGUAAAGAUCUACGUCAAAUAGAUGUGAAGCAAGAGAAAAGUGGGAAGAAAUAUAUUCCUUCAAAAUAAGUAACCAACUUGUAAUUCUUGCUACAAGGGCGAUGCGGACUGGAGACUGCGUGCGUGCUGUGAGUGGACGGUCACUGAAACAACAACCAAUGGGUUUCCAGGAAUUGAGAACAAGUCCAGCAAAUGAUGUGAUAAGACCAUAAACAGGCAAUGACAGCAGAUUUUUACAGUUAUCUUGGUUUAGCACAAGAAAUGAAAUUAUGUGCAUCAGUGUCUUGGCUUUUAAUAUGAAAGUAAUAUUAAAUGCAUACAGCAGAAACUUUUACUGUUUUAACCAAUAUAUGAAUCCAUAGGGAUAUUUUUUUGUCUACCACAACAUUACAGAGUAAUUUUUUGUCUGCAAAUAAACCAAGCAUAAUUGGCCUAGUGUAAAGACCUGUGUGUCAUUCCUGAACAAGUGAUUGACAUGCUUUGUUGAUCCUACUGAAGAUCUUCACAUUCCUUCAUUCAUGAAAAUAUUCAAUGGUUAGAAUUUAGUUACUUGUAUAGCAUAAAGGGAGUAAUUGUCAGUAAACAUUCAAAUAUUACAAUAUUAUUGGAUAAUUAAUAAUGAAAAAAUUCUGGGGCAUAAUUUUUAAUGGAUGAAAUGCUCUAUAAUGGGUGAAACUGCUCUAAAAGCUGUAAACAAUAUUGAUAACGUAUGUAGCCUAUUAAAUAAAAUUAGUGAUGUUCUUUACGAAAGUUCUUAUUGCAAUAAUUAAUUAUUUAGCAAGUGAAAAUUUGUAAUGCAGAUAAAUUUGCCUUGUCCGCACAAUGAUUUAAAUGCUCCUAGAAAAAUCCAAGCAAAUUUUCAAAGAUUAAAAGGUUCUAACUGCUACAGCAAGCUUCUGAAACUGACAGCAUCUGUGGAAUAGAAUUUCCAUCCACUGCAUGGAAAUUAUAUAGCAUAAUGUUAGCCAAGCUUAUGGUCAAUUUUGUCAAGUCAUGUGUUUGUCCAUGUGUGUUGCAUGCUGUCGAAUUCUGUUCAAGCCUAAUAGUUGUACUGACAAACAAUACAAUUGCAAAAUCAGUAUUACUGUAUAUCCAUGAAUAUAGCAUAUGAAGAUAAGCAUCCCAACUGAAUAUAGAAAAUAACUUACCUUUUAUGUACUGUAAUGUAGUAUACUGUACAGAGAUUUUCCAAACAAAUAUCAUUUCUAAGACUAGCAGACCACAUGAAAGUACUGUAUCUCUAACCAAUCCAUUUAAAGCAAGAGAAGAUCAUACAUGCUAGAGUGACAACUUUAACAAGAGUGCCAGAUGAUGUGCUUCAUUGAUAAGUGUCACACCAAGUUGAACUUUCAGAGUAAGAAACAUUAAUAAACUAGUCAUUAGCACAACAGAAAAAGUACAGUACAGUGCUACAUUAGAGUAAUUUCUCUGAUUAUAUUUUCAAAACUGCUAAAUGCCCCAGUAGUGAUUUAGUUAGGAAGAUCAUAUACUAUAGUGUAUAGUAACCAAGGCAAGCCUUAUUAUAUUUUCCAAGUAAUUUAUAUUUCUUAUACAUUGCAUGCAAAUAAGACAUACAGGACUGCCACUAGUCAACUAGCUACCAUAUCUAUUAGCCAUUAAUUCACAAACUAUUCCACUGAAUUCAUGUUAAGUGUGGAUGCAGUGUUAGUCAAAUUGUCAACUACUUUGUUAAACUGACAAUACAAGUUUUACAGGAUUAGUUUAAUUUCUAAGAGAAGACAUUAGUGGGAAGAUAACUAUAGAUAGAUGCACCCAAUGUAUAAGCACAAGAGAGGAGGCAUGAAACAGCCGAUGAAUAGGUACAGAAGACAUGAGGAAGCUGUCUUAGGCACAAAAAUUAAAUACAGAAGGCAAGAAAUUGUUUGCUAUAUACAAUAUGUACAGUAGAGAAUGCCUGAAAAGUAGAUGUAUAGUUACUGGAGAGGAUGUGUGUGUGUGUGUAUCAUGCUAAUUAUAACUGGUAUAAUACACACACAACACAUGAAAAAGAUACAAGGUAAAAAGCUUGAAACAGAUACAGAAAUCAUAAAAUGUGUUUGUGCCAAGAUUCACGAGGCAGAAUAUAUAAAGGGGUCUUUUCUGAGCUUUACCACUUUUACUCCAGUAGGCAAGGCUCUGUUGUUUCCAUGGAGAGGAUUAUGUAUUUUACAAUAUGGGUAGGUCGGCAUUCUGCACCAGUAUGGAUAUUCAGUUGUCUGUCAGGUUAUAACUGGUGCAAGGAAAAUGCAGGAGAACAUUCAAUCUAGAGCAGAAAGACCUAGGGAAUGACUAUUACACUGUUCCCAUAUGCAUUUCAGUCUGGUAGAAACCAAAAUAAUUUAGUUAAUUGAUGUAGGCAAUCUUUAACAACUGCUUUCAUUAUUUAGUGGAUGGUUCUCGUGAAGGUAUAAACACAGUUGGUACAUGCCUCUAGACUUUUUUAGCCUACCAGAUUUUUAGAGCUACCUUCUCUGGUCUGGUUUAGUUAGUACCACCACAUCAGUGGAUUUUCUAUUUAGGAUUUUGUUCUAGGGCAUAGACAAUUUUGAUGUGCAUGCAGAUUAAGUAUACCUUUGGUUAUUGCUUUUUCCUUGAUUCUGCGAUCUGCGAUCUGUUCUGCGAUCUGCGAUCUGUUCUGCGAUCUGCUCUGCGUAUCCCAGGUAAAAUUUGAUUGUUAUUUUCAUGGCCUGUAUUUGUCCAUGAAAUGUUUUAUUUUGGUUAUGGGUUACCCUUGACCAUUCUUUCCUUUAGUUGGACAUGGACAGAAUAUGGUCAGAUUAUGGCUAACGCUUGUCUUUUUGGCCUGGACCACAGUAUGAAGAGGGCAACCCCCAUCCAAAGAGUGGCAUAAUUCUGCAUAGUGCCACUUUGCAGGGUGUCAACUUAAGUACUUUCAUCCUGAAGGUCAUCCAUGCUGCCUUUGACAUUCCUCCAUCUGAGUGUAGGGUUGCUUUCAUCCAGUGCGUGUACUGUUUAUUAGGUAUGGUCUGAGACUGCUAGUCUCUCACUCAGCAGUCUGCUCAUAAUACUUAGCUUAGCAGUAGUCUCGAGUAGCUUGCCUGUCAGAAGCUCCUCUUCUCCCGGCUUCAGACUGAGUGGCCUCACCAACAAAGGUUAAGCACAAUGCCCAUUUUAUAUUGGCAUCUGCAGCUUUGCCCAAGUUAUUUGGGACAGUUCUUUAUAGUUCAGUUUCCAAACUAUUUCACUGCAUACUUGCAGAUAUGCAGAGUUGGAUCAGUUUCAGGUUUCUGCUUGGAUUUUAUUAUCCUCUUCCUUUUGUGCCCCCUUAUUCCUUGAAGUGGUAUAGUUGGUGUUUAAGGAUUAACAUUUGUCUUGUCAAUCUUAACACAUUUUGGCUGUAGCUUGCCCGUUCUUCCUUCUGCAAGACACUUCUAUUCAGACUCGUGGGUAGAGCAGAGGCUCUUGUUCACUCCCCCUCCCUCCAAAGUGAGCAGUUCCUUUACCUAUGGCUCCUUCUGGUGUGCAAUACCAGGCUCCACCUGUCUCUUGGAUGAUUAUGUGAACAUUUACUGUCCUCUUGUGGAGGGCCACAAUGAUAGUGAUGGGUGGACUUCUGUAGGUUUUUUAGCAAGUCUGAGCAAGGGAUACCUAGGCUUUGCAGGCAUCUUGAAAUCUAUUCUGGGCUUUGUAUCCUCAUUUUCAGACAGCUUUCCAUGGCAGUUGGCAGGCACAUACUCUAAUUCCAUAUUCAGAAAUGUUUUAAGGGGGUAUGAUGAGGGCAACAAUCAUUACAAGUUCAGUCCUUUCUCUUCCUUGUGUGGAACUCUCCCAAGAGAAGACCAAUCCUUGACUUGGAGAUUAAUUCCCUUAUCUGCUGUGUCUGGUUUGCCAGGUGACUAAGUCAUUCACUGCUUGUUUCCUUGAAUCUUCAGGAUGCCUACUGGCUUUUCCUAUCCAUCAGAUUCAUGAAUUAGCAGGAAUUCCAGUUUGGCAAUACCUAGCACUUACAACUGCUAACUUUUAAGCCAAAUAUGGUUUCAAAAACUUUCUCCACCAUUUUGAAUUAGUUUUUAAGAGAGCUUUAGUUCUUGGGACCAGUGUUUUAGUCUUCCUAGACGACCGAUUCACUUGGCCUGCUGGUCAUUGGCUUUGUGCUUCUAUCCAGAGCAUUUUUGUUUUUGUUGCGGUACAAAUUUCGCCCUCUGGUGACCAAGCCUAAAUUUCAACUCCAGCAUGCAAAGUGCAACUUGGUUGGAUUUUGUUUAUGUCUGGAUACCCCCCCCUCUUUAGAUUUUCUAUUUGUGUUAUUAAUAUGCUGUGCUUGGGUAUCUUUCUUCCACUUGACCAUCUAUUUGGGAGAGUUAAAACGCAUUCCUAAUGAACCCUACGAGUUUAUUUUCUGUCGGAUUUAGUUUUUCCAGUCUUCCUUACUUCCUUGACCUGACACGAACCUUUGGAAAAAGGACUGUUGCACUGGUAGCAAACAUUAACCUUCCCUAAAUCCAUAUUCCUCUCUAAAAGGACCCACCAGAACAUGGUGCUUACAGCACUUCCAUUCAUAAUAACUUGGGAAAUGCUUAUGCACAAAGAGUAUUACAUUACGUUACAUUAUGCUAACAGUUUUACUUAAUUCAUAGCUCAAACAUUGUCAAAAUUAAUUAUGCCUCAUAUCUUGUCUCUAAUAAACUGUGUUUAUAGAAAUGCAACAUUUAAAUAAAACACUUCAUUGUGGUUA